AUGUAUCUCGGAGAAAACCAACAAGGAGUUGAUAAAGAUACCUUCCUCGGUGGAGAUAAAGCAAGCGUUGUUCUCCAUAUAUCCAGACAAAGCGCCAGGCCCCGACGGUUUCUCAGCAUGCUUUUUCCAAUCAAACUGGAAUACAGCGAAAGAAAACUUAUCUCAGAGAUACAGCAGUUCUUCUCUACAGGCAAACUACCAAAGAAUAUCAAUGCAACACACGUCAGGCUGAUACCGAAGAUCACAAGCCCAAAGAAAGUCUCCGAUUACAGACCAAUCGCGCUUUGCAACGUAUACUUCAAAGUUAUUUCAAAAAUACUCACUCUGAGGCUGCAACCAAUACUCCAUGACAUGGUUUCAGAAAAUCAGUCAGCAUUUUUGCCACAACGAGCAAUCUCGGACAACGUCCUCAUCACACACGAGACACUGCAUUACCUGAAGACAUCAAAAGCAAAGAAGGAAGUUUAUAUGGCGGUUAAAUCCGACAUGACAAAAGCGUAUGACAGAAUCGAGUGGGAGUUUGUCAGAUUGGUUCUAAAAAGGCUAGGUUUCCACUCUAAGUGA
Microthlaspi erraticum is the source of this 564-nucleotide messenger RNA. The record is from the annotation of a GenBank genome assembly. NCBI's taxonomy places the organism in Eukaryota, Viridiplantae, Streptophyta, Magnoliopsida, Brassicales, Brassicaceae.